Messenger RNA from Fusarium redolens, 933 nucleotides. RefSeq lists its product as uncharacterized. Bases 1 to 933 code for a protein of 310 amino acids. The transcript has 2 exons. NCBI's taxonomy places the organism in Eukaryota, Fungi, Ascomycota, Sordariomycetes, Hypocreales, Nectriaceae. The record is from RefSeq and is a predicted model, not a curated record.
AUGACAGAUUCUAGUCCGUCACGAACCGACACGGCCAUGGAGUAUCCAAUUGACCUAGUUGCGGCCCCUCUCAUCAAGCUGAGUGACAUGGCACCGCGCAGAGAGAUACGUACCGCAGGCGAAGACUGGACCGGCAUAACAAGCAGUGCUAGGAGGCGCAAGCUACAAAACCGUCUCAACCAAAGGGCAUAUGAAAGAAGAAAAGCGUCGAGACGACCCGCAUCCAUACAUCCAGGGCAAGGCAGCAGACCGCGUUACGCUUCCCUGGCAACAACAGAUGCCCCGGAUGCGCCGGGAUCACCAUCUGUUCCUCAAAAGUUGGCCGUGAUAAAGUCUCCCGCAGGCUGCACGCCUGGAUCGGGAUGUGUAUUGCUCCGCCCGGGCGCCCAAGGCGCUCUCCGCCAGUUUGUCAAAAAGGCCUAUGAAGAUUAUGUGCUAGGCUGCCCGCAGCCAUGGUACCUGUCGACUCUCAUCCAGGUCAACGUCUUCAACGCCCUUGUGCAGAAUGGGUUCACCUUGGGAUUCUCAGACCGUUGGCAAAAAAAGGGUGUCAUCUCACCUUUCUCUAUAAUCGGACCCCUGCAGUCCUGUGACUCUUACCCGCUAAAUCUUCAGCCAACAGCCCUGCAGAGAACUGUUCCCCAUCAUCCGUGGAUUGACCUUUUCCCGAUCCCCCAGAUGAGGGAUAAUAUCCUGCUCUCGUUCCGCCACCUGGAUAUGGAUGAGUUAUGUGGCGACCUGCUCGAUGUCAAGCCUGGCUUGGAGGGGAAGCCGAGCCUGAUAGUCUGGGGAGACCCUUGGGACACUCGUGGUUGGGAGGCAAGUCCUUUAUUUUUACAAAAAUGGGGGUGGAUGCUAGGGGGAUGUCGAGAUAUUCUUCAAGCUACUAAUUACUGGCGUCAGAGCCGAGGAGAGGAUGAAAUACUCUUCUAG